This is a messenger RNA of Triplophysa rosa, 2407 nucleotides long. RefSeq lists its product as uncharacterized. The record is from RefSeq and is a predicted model, not a curated record. Bases 245 to 982 code for a protein of 245 amino acids. The transcript has a single exon. NCBI's taxonomy places the organism in Eukaryota, Metazoa, Chordata, Actinopteri, Cypriniformes, Nemacheilidae.
AAGCGACGUUCUGUAGUGUUUUAAGAAUUAUAUCUUCUGUCAAGAUGGCAUUUAGUCAUUUUAUGAUGUUUUAUUAACUAAGUUCGGGAGGAGAAGGAGCAGAUAAUUAACUCGGCUGGUCUGCUAUCAGCAAUCACAGCACCCGACCUACCAGUUCAAGAGAGAGAGAGCCUCUAUAAAUAGUCAAGACGUCUUACCUUCACUCUCUCUUCAGUCUCAAGCAUUUGUAUAUCCAAUUGCGGCGAUGUCAGAGAACGAAAUAAUCCCUAUUGACAACUCCGUCAACGAUCAGGGUCCUUUGGCAUCCUCAAGCGAUGGCCAGCACAGCAGCGCCCGCCAGGAUACCUCAGACAAACCCGCGGCUGCUCCAAGGGGCCGUCGGCCCUCCCGCGCCUCUUCUACUACCGCGAGACGCAGUGGCGCGCAGUCACCACCGCCUUCCAGGCAGCCGUCGCGGUCUCCAGCUUCCUCCUAUGCAUCUAUCCGUCCCGCCUAUCAAAAUGUGGACUGUCCUAGGAUUACGGCAAGCCCUAAUCAACGCAGAUGUCCACUUGCUCGACGGAUGAACAAGGCUGAACUGUACGGUUUGUACUCCUCCCUGCAACCGGAUUCCCUGGCGGCACAACCUGCCACUCCUUUUAAGGCCACAGGAAAGCCGAGGCAGGUCCGUAAUUCCCCAUAUUUACAGCCGGAUCAAACUCCAACGAGGAGGGGCCGCCGGUCCGAAAGCCGCCGCAGCGGUCCCUCUGCAAGCUUGGGCCGCACCCAGACGCCAGAUCCGCCCGCCUGCAGCCUCUUCCCCUUCAGCCGAGCUCCAGCAGGCAGCAUCUCCGGGCACCAUCCAAGCCCACCACACCUUGAGCCGCCCCAGCAGCGUGAGCAUGGCUCCGCAAGCGGCGUCGGCUCACCCACACAUCCUCCCGAUCUCCUCCUCCAAUCCCCGUCCAGGUCAAUGGCCCGCUGCCCCGCCGUCAAACUCUAGUGCGAGGCUGCCUCCACUGGCGACGCGGGCUCAGGCUCACGACUUCCCCGCUUUCCCUCUAGUCCCCGGCCCAGACAACGGUAGUAGCAUGAGAUUGGCCCCGCAAACAGCCCCAGAGGCUAUUAUUCCCUCUCUCAUGUCUCUCCCCCAGGCACGUCCCUCCUUCUCACUGUCAUCGGCAGCAGCGAUGCCAGUCCCGCCCAACGCCCUGGCCCUGGAGCCGCCUCCCGUCUCAGCCAGCAUCAGGUCGCAGAUACUGGCAGGUGCGGACGUAGACCUCUUCUCUCUUUUAUCCCCACUCUCACCUCCGUCAGCAGAUCGCCAAAUCACAUACGGCGAUCUCUCACUCACCCUAAAAAACACGACACAUAGCAGUUCACUCACCUUAACAUUUCCAGAGUUUACCGUAGCUUUUUCACGCUACCUCGAAGUAAUCUGCACGGCAUUCCCUCACAGGAGGCGCGAGCUCAGUGACUACCUCGCCAUAGUCGCGGAGCUCGCGCUUUCUUACGGGGGGAACCCAUUUCUACACGUAUAAUCGUUUAUUUUCCUCCAUCCGCGUAGCUCAGUGAAACCAGUGUCCUUACUGGGGGGCACUGGACACUGAGCUUCACAAUCGAGUUUUCCUCGGUUGCAGGAACAUUUCAUGUGCGGUCUGCAGAUCCGUCGCCCACAGCAGCACUUCUUGCCCUUUAGUUCACUCAUCCAUCCCCCCGCCUGGACUCACCUCACACCAAAUCCACAGGCUAUGUCCCACGCUUCCCAACAUAUCCCGCCAACCCACCUCUGCCCGAUUCUGAUCGCCGGCAGGCAUCAAGCUUCGAACCUUGCAGGAAGUUCAACAUCGGCGCUUGCUCACGACAGCGGUGCCGCUUCCUGCACGUUUUCAGCUUCUGCGGUGGCGCACACGCCCACAUUGUGUGUCCAGUCUCUAAAUCUGCAAAUAAAAAUUGUAAACAGUAUUUAUCGACUCUUGUGAAUGUUUUCAGUUUGUCUGCUGAAUUGUCUCUUCACCCCGACACUCGCUUUACUGAUUAUUCAAUUCAAUUCAAUUUUAUUUAUAUAGCGCUUUUCACAAUGUGCAUUGUUCCAAAGCAGCUUUACAGGAGCAAAUAAGAAAAACACAGAAGGGUAAAACACAGCACAGUGCAUGGUGUUUAUAGACCAAGCAAGAUCAUUCUAAUAAAUAAUAUCUAAUAAAUAAAUGAAUAAAUAAAUAAAUAAAUGCAGUCUCCCGGUGAACAUGCCAACACUGCACUGCUGUGGCGAGGAACCCAAACUCCAAUGAUGAAUAAAUGGAGAAAAAAAACCUCGGGAGAAACCAGGCUCAGCCGGGAGGGCCAGAUCUCCUCUGACGUGUCAUAGCUGCACUCAGUGACCCCGACCAAAGCCACCGAGCAACGUCCACGAAGAACAGGGAGAGCC